CAUAUAGACAAAUAUUUGUGCAAGUAUUAAGGAUUUAUUGUGUUAUGAAAAAUUCCAUAUGUAUAUUUUACUAAAAACGAACAACUGCAGGUGCACGGUUUAAGGAUUUAUUUAUCAAACAUAUCUUCAAUAUAUAUAUUGAUGUCAUAAAAACAUCAAUGUACAUUGAAUAGUGUGUUGUAGUGAAUCCUUAAAUGGUUAAAGAAUCUGCGUAUCACUAAUGUAUUACAAGAUCCAGACCCCCAAAAUAUUGUGAUAAAACCAGAUUACGUUUCUAACUUUAUAUUAUGUUCAUACAAUGUUUUUAGUCUCAUACAUAUUAAUAACUGAUAUAUUCCAAGAUUCCGAAACCCGAAAAUAUAACAUACAUCUGUAUUUUUCUUCUUUAGUAGUGUGAUAAAAGAAAGAAAUCAUAUUGUAGUAGAGUUGGUAACAAGAAUGAAAGGUUCCAUUUUAUGUAGAUUUCCUGACAUACAGAAAAAUUAUAAGGAAUUGGUGGAAUAAUAAUAAAUGGAUCAGUGAUAGGAAUCAAAUUGUUUUAUUAUAAAUCUAUUUGAGAAAACUCAUUUUAUUAUUCCAAAUACUAAACAAAAAGAACAGCAGAAGCAUAAAAGGCUAGCAUCUAGCUAAACAAGAAGAUGGCUUCCAUAAAUACUGCGUUUAAGGCUUUGUGCUUAUCUCUCUUGUUCGUCAUCGUCUUAAGUUCUCCUGACACUGAACCAAAAGUCUUCGAUGUCCAAAGCUAUGGUGCAAAAGGCGACGGUACAGCGGAUAAUGCAAAUGCGUUUACAAAUGCGUGGAAAGAUGCAUGCGCAUGGAAGGGACGUAGCAAAGUGUAUGUACCAAAAGGAGCCUUUUAUCUUGGUGGCGUAACGUUUGCUGGACCAUGCAAUUGUCAGACUUAUUUUGUCAUCGAUGGAGUCUUAUUGGCUCCAACGAAUAACGACGACAUUAAAAAGGAGACAUGGGUGAAUUUCGCCUACAUAAACUAUCUCACCAUCUCAGGCAGCGGCACCAUCGAUGGUCAAGGAAAAGAGUCAUGGCCACUUAAUAACUGCAACAAGAACGAUAAUUGUCCUAGACUUGCUGUGAGCAUGGGAUUUGAUUUCGUGAACAAUUCAAGGAUCGAAGGGAUAACAUCACUAAACAGUAAAGCAGGACACUUCAAUUUUUACUUCGUUAAUAAUUUCACCAUCGCCGGUGUCAACAUAACAGCUCCCGGCGAUAGCCCCAACACUGACGGGAUCAAAGUAGGCUUUUCAAGUAAUAUUAAUAUCUCGAACACUCACAUUGGCACAGGGGACGAUUGUAUCGCUAUCCUCUCUGGAAAUACAAACUUAUUUAUCUAUAACGUCACUUGUGGUCCUGGACAUGGGAUCAGUGUUGGAAGCUUGGGAAAGAACAAGGACGAGAAGAAUGUUGAGGGCUUAACGGUUAGAAAUACGGUCUUUACUGGCACUAGUGACGGUAUUAGGAUCAAGACAUGGGAAUCUUCGGCUACAGAGAUUGCAAUAUCCAACUUCCUAUAUGAGAAUAUACAAAUGAUCGAUGUUCAAAGCCCAAUAAACAUCGAUCAGCAGUAUUGCCCUUACCCGCCAUGCAUAAAAAAGGGAGAUUCUCAUGUUCAGAUCCAAAACGUGACGUUAAAUAACAUUUGGGGAUCAUCGAUGAACAAAGAAGCUGUGAAAUUUCAAUGUAGCAAACUCUUUCCUUGCAAGAAUGUUCAAUUAAUUGACGUUAACUUAUCGUACAGUGGAAACGGCGGGCCCGCAACGGCGUUAUGUGAGAACAUUGAAGGUUCUGCCUCUGGCAAGAUGGCUCCACCAAAUUGUCUGAAGACUCUGAACUGA
Messenger RNA from Brassica napus (rape), 1850 nucleotides. RefSeq names its product exopolygalacturonase-like. The record is from RefSeq and is a predicted model, not a curated record. Bases 639 to 1850 code for a protein of 403 amino acids. NCBI's taxonomy places the organism in Eukaryota, Viridiplantae, Streptophyta, Magnoliopsida, Brassicales, Brassicaceae. Gene Ontology annotation, molecular function: polygalacturonase activity. The transcript has 4 exons. Gene Ontology annotation, biological process: carbohydrate metabolic process.